GUGGUCACGGGCGCAUGGGCCUCGCUACCAUCCUGGGGCUCAGUGUCCGGUGGCAUUUCGAAUGCUUACGCUGCCGCCACCGAGUCAGUGAACGCAGCGGUGGCCAAUGCUCCAAACACAGAGCAGCUGGUGGACAGCGUGAAGAAUGCAGCCAGUGGAGCAGCCGAGAAGGCGCAAGACAUGGUGGCACAGAUGCCGGACGCGGGGAAGGUGGUCGAAGAGAUGCAGACCGCAGCCUCUGGAGCUGCCACGAUGGCAACAGAAGCUGCUUCUGCCGCCCAGGCUGCCGUGUCAGGGGAUGGCACGCCAGCGCCUGAGGGUGGUGCAGAGGCUACGGCUGCCGAGGGGGUGACAGCCGCUGAGAAGCCAGCUUCCGAGGAACCGCCGGCAGAGCAGCCGGCCGCCGAGCAGCAGCCAGCACAAGAAGCGCCCGCAGAACAGCCGCCUGCGGAGGAGCCAGUUGCGGAACAGCCUGCAGAACAGCCAGCAGCAGAGGUGCCAGCCGCUGAAGAGAAAAAGGAGGAGCCUGCCAUAGCUGAGGCUGUCCAGCCAGCUGCGGAGGAGAAGAAAGAGGAGGCAGCCCCUGCAGAAACGAACCCAGCACCGGAGACCGCUGAAGCAGCAGAGGAGAAGAAGGAAGACGCCGCUGCAGAGGUCCCGCCAGCAGAACCGGCAGAGGCUGUUGAGGAGAAGAAGGAGGAUGCAGCUCCUGCAGCAGAGCCUCCUGCAGCAGAGCCUCCUGCAGCAGAGCCUCCUGCAGCAGAGCCUCCUGCAGCAGAGGCCCCUGUGGAGGCUCCUGUCGAGACUCCCAUAGAGUCUGCUGAGGAGAAGAAGCAGGAGGAGUCAGCAACCCCUGUUCCUGAGCCAGCGGCAGAGGAGAAGAAGGAAGAGGCAGCUGCUUAG
Symbiodinium pilosum is the source of this 903-nucleotide messenger RNA. The record is from the annotation of a GenBank genome assembly. Lineage: Eukaryota; Dinophyceae; Suessiales; Symbiodiniaceae.